Molecule: messenger RNA, 315 nt
Organism: Emiliania huxleyi CCMP1516
Lineage: Eukaryota; Haptophyta; Isochrysidales; Noelaerhabdaceae
Exons: 2
Biological process (GO): peptidyl-serine dephosphorylation; double-strand break repair via homologous recombination
Cellular component (GO): nucleus; cytoplasm
Molecular function (GO): protein serine/threonine phosphatase activity
Source: RefSeq, a predicted model, not a curated record
AUGGCGGACGCGCACGUCAGCUCCAGAGAUGUGGAUGAGCACAUCAGCAGUCUGAAGCAGUGCAAAAUCAUCUCGGAGGACGCCGUCAAGGCGCUGUGCGAAAAGGCAAAGGAAAUCUUGAUGGAGGAGUCCAACGUGCACCACGUGCCGAUCCCCGCCGUGGUGGUGGGCGACAUCCACGGGCAGUUUUACGACCUGCUCGAGCUGUUCGACGUCGGCGGUCAGGUGCCCUCCGUGAACUAUGUCUUCAUGGGCGACUUUGUCGACCGUGGCUACUACUCGGUCGAGACGUUCCUGCUGCUGCUUGCGCUCAAG